Messenger RNA from Erigeron canadensis, 933 nucleotides. RefSeq names its product peptidyl-prolyl cis-trans isomerase CYP19-4. Gene Ontology annotation, cellular component: intracellular membrane-bounded organelle. Lineage: Eukaryota; Viridiplantae; Streptophyta; Magnoliopsida; Asterales; Asteraceae. The record is from RefSeq and is a predicted model, not a curated record. Gene Ontology annotation, molecular function: peptidyl-prolyl cis-trans isomerase activity. Gene Ontology annotation, biological process: protein folding; protein peptidyl-prolyl isomerization. Bases 51 to 665 code for a protein of 204 amino acids. The transcript is spliced from 7 exons.
GGUCGGUCCGUCACUCAGUCGCCAUAGAUUGAGCAUCACAGUGGUUAAAAAUGAAGUCAGUAUCUGCCGUACUUAUCUGUUCUCUGACUCUCAUCGGAACCCUAGCUUUCACUGAGGCUAAGAAAUCAGACAAGGAUUUGAAGGAAGUGACCCACAAAGUAUAUUUCGAUGUUGAAAUUGCUGGAAAGCCUGCAGGAAGAGUUGUUUUUGGUCUCUUUGGAAAUACUGUUCCAAAAACAGCAGAAAACUUCAGAGCAUUGUGUACCGGAGAGAAAGGAGUUGGAAAGAGCGGAAAGCCACUUCACUUCAAGGGAAGUAAGUUCCACAGGAUUAUCCCCAGUUUUAUGAUUCAAGGGGGUGAUUUCACUCGCGGAGAUGGGACCGGAGGAGAAUCAAUUUAUGGAGAAAAGUUCAAAGACGAGAAUUUCAAGAUCAAGCAUACUGCACCUGGACUUCUGUCAAUGGCAAAUGCUGGAAAAAACACUAAUGGCUCACAAUUCUUCAUCACAACUGUCACAACCAGCUGGUUGGAUGGUAAGCAUGUUGUAUUUGGAAAGGUGUUGUCCGGGAUGGACGUUGUUUACAAGAUGGAAGCUGAGGGCACGCAAAGUGGAUCACCAAAAAGCAAAGUUACAAUUGCCGAUAGCGGUGAACUACCUCUAUAAUAAUCUUAUAUUAUAGGUUUGAUCGGGUUAUCCUUUUUCUGUUAAUGAUGCCCGUUUUCUUUUCCAUAGAGAUACUCAUGUUAUGUAUCAGGCAUAAGUUUUAAUAGAACUUUUGAAGUUUUCCUUUGUUCUGAAGAAUUAGUCUCCGAUGCUGAGCUUAGCUGAAAGCCUGAAAGUCUCGGAAACAAGGCCUGUUUUUUUUUCCCACUGUAUCUGCUUUGACUUCAAGUAGCACAUAUAUAAACUUGUUUUUGGAUCCGUGAUAAAA